AUGGCUUCAAAGGAGGCGACAAGCGGGAACGGCGGACUGAAGAAGCGAUCUAUUGCCGGAUCAUUUCUCUUCAAAAUCCCCAACGGUAUUGACAAGCCAGUUCAAGUCGCUCUGUUCAGACGUAGUGGCAAAGUUAGUACCUACCAACAUAAGUUGGCGCCCAUAUCCGGCAGUGUCGAGAAGGAUGACGCAAGCCCAUAUGCUACGGCACUGCGGGAGAUCAAUGAGGAGACCGGUCUGACCCUCUCCUCGAUCGAACUUCUUCGAGUCGGCAAACCUUACACCUUUGUCGACGCGUCUAUCGGGCGUGAGUGGACUAUUAACCCCUUUGGCUUCCGCCUCAAGGACAAAGCCGAGGGAGGUGUUGGUGAAGAGGGGAUCACCAUCGACUGGGAGCACGAGGGGUUUGAAUGGUUUGACCCUUUAGACGUGAAAGAGACGGACGAGUUUGGCGGCGUUCCCAAACUCGUAAAUAGUUUGCGUAGGGUGUGGCCCGAGUAUGAUCUAGGACACCAUGCGGGCCAGGUCUUAACGCUCGGCUUACGGAGGCUACGGGACGACCAUGAAAGCGGUGCUAGGCAGCUCGCCGAGAAAGCAGUUUCCAUUCUGAAGACUCUCAUCACGGAAAUGAAAUCUGAUGUUAUUGAUGAUACGUGGUGGGCAAAUGUCCGAAUGGCCGCCUGGCAUAUUUGUAAGGCCCGCGAGAGUAUGGGUGCCGCAAUCACAAGCGCCAUCGUCAAAACCCUUGAUCGGGUCGAAGUCGUAUUCAAUCAAGAUCUUCCAUCCCCAGAAAAGCUCCGACAGAUGAUCGAAUCCAUCGAUGAUCAACUGAUCCAGCGCAAGUCUACGACCGACCGUAUCCGCGAUACAUUUUCUAACUAUCUCCGUCAAAAUGUCAUCCAAACAACGGAACCGAAGAAGAGGAUCUGCAUAUUAACCUUAUCCUCUAGCUCUACAAUAUCAGCAUGCCUAUUGCAGGCCGCUGCUUACUUGAAUGUCUCGCUCGACCUUCGUAUCUUGGAAUCGAGACCUCUCUGCGAAGGUGUAGCACUAGCCGCAAAAUUGCUCGAACUUCAAGAGGGGUCUGUAGACUUCACAGUGACACUAUACACGGACGCUUCAAUGGCCCUAGCAGCAGAAGCCGUCGAUGUCGUUGUGCUCGGGGCCGAUCGCAUUAGCACGACAGGCGACGUCAGCAACAAAAUCGGAUCAUUACCCAUUGUCCUAAGCCAAAGACAUGUCGCCCCUAAUGCAAAAGUGGUGAUACUGAGCGAAACCGAAAAAAUAGCCUGUCCAGGUCUGAUGGAGGAGCAUUCAGCAGAAGAGAAUGACCCGUCAGAGGUGAUACAGGCUUGGACGGGGAAUUCUAAAAGUUUUGAGAUCAUUCAAGGCGCCCUUGCUGAUGCUCAGGGUAGUUCAACGCAAAAGCUCCAAGUGAGAAACACGUAUUUCGAGUGGGUUCCUGCUCGCUUCAUACACGGAUACAUCACCGACGAAGGGCUUUGGUCUGUCCAAGAUAUUGCAGAGAGAUCGAGCUGGAUUAGCGACGAGAUGGACAGAUUCUUUAAGAAUCUUUAG
Messenger RNA from Annulohypoxylon truncatum, 1578 nucleotides. Its product is annotated as nagb/rpia/CoA transferase-like protein. The transcript is spliced from 2 exons. Gene Ontology annotation, molecular function: S-methyl-5-thioribose-1-phosphate isomerase activity. NCBI's taxonomy places the organism in Eukaryota, Fungi, Ascomycota, Sordariomycetes, Xylariales, Hypoxylaceae. The record is from RefSeq and is a predicted model, not a curated record. Bases 1 to 1578 code for a protein of 525 amino acids.